Molecule: messenger RNA, 1877 nt
Organism: Ananas comosus (pineapple)
Lineage: Eukaryota; Viridiplantae; Streptophyta; Magnoliopsida; Poales; Bromeliaceae
Product: serine/threonine-protein kinase UCNL-like
Biological process (GO): protein phosphorylation
Cellular component (GO): cytoplasm; nucleus; plasma membrane
Molecular function (GO): ATP binding; protein serine/threonine kinase activity
Source: RefSeq, a predicted model, not a curated record
ACUCCCCGAAACCACCAAAGUAUCAUGCCAUCCUCUAUUUUCCCUCUCUCUCUCUCUCUCUCUCUCUCUCUCUCUGGGUGACUCCGUCUCUCUCCCUCUCCUAAACAAGGAAACCCCUCGUUCCUCCAUACUCUCCAAGGAGGAGGAGGAGGAGGAGGAGGAGGAGAAGAAGAUAAAGAGCAAUUAAAACAGGCGCGAUUAGGAAAGGGAAUUGAUAAAAGCACGCAGGCAAUGCAGCAGAGAGAGUUAAUGGAGCUGGACCUGGAUAAGGUACGCGCGAUUCGCGUGCUCGGGCGCGGGGCCAUGGGCACGGUGUUCCUCGUGGCCGAUCGCUCCAGCUCCUCGUCGUCCUCGGGCCUCAAGUUGUUCGCCCUGAAGGUGUUCGAGAAGGGUUGCGGGGGUGCGGCGGCGAAGAAGCCCGGCGCGGACCGGCGCGCGCGGUGGGAGGUGUCGGUGCUGUCGCGGCUGUCGCACCCGUUCCUGCCGAGGCUGGUGGCGGGGCCGGUGGAGACCCCGGAGCUGCUGGCGUGGGGCCUGCCCUUCUGCCCCGGGGGGGACCUCAACGCCCUCCGCCACUCCCUCUCCGACCGCGUCUUCUCCCCCUCCGCCAUCCGCUUCUACCUCGCCGAGCUCGUCUCCGCCCUCGCCCACCUCCACUCCCUCGGCAUCGUCUACCGCGACCUCAAGCCCGAGAACAUCCUCCUCGGCGCCGACGGCCACGUCAACCUCACCGACUUCGACCUCUCCCGCCACCUCCACCGCUCCCCCAAAACCCCGGCCCCGGCCCCCUCCUCUUCGCCUCUCCCGGCUCCUCCCCGCUCCUCCCACCGCCGCAACCUCACCCGCAUCCUCUUCGCCUCCGCCGAUCCCCACGGCGCCGCCCUCAAGAAGGCCCGGUCCGCGCGCGUCUCCCCCGUGAGCCGCCGCCGCACCAGCUUCGAGACGGAGGGCGAGGGCGCGGCGGAGACGGAGCGGUCGCACUCGUUCGUGGGGACGGAGGAGUACGUGUCCCCCGAGGUGGUGCGCGGGGAGGGGCACGAGUUCGCCGUGGACUGGUGGGCCCUGGGGAUCCUGACCUACGAGAUGGCCUUCGGCAGGACCCCCUUCCGGGGCCGCAACCGCAAGGAGACGUUCCGCAAGGAGUUCCCGGGCAAGCAGCGCUCCGACCUCACCGACCUCAUCGCCCGCCUCCUCGCCAAGGACCCCGCCCGCCGCCUCGGCUUCCGCUCCGGCGCCGACGACCUCAAGGCCCACCCCUUCUUCCGCGGCGUCCGCUGGGACCUGCUCACCGCCGUCGCCCGGCCCCCCUACCUCCCCCCCCUCGACGACCUCGACCGCCACCUACUCUCGCCCGCCGACGGCUUCGACGUCAGGGACUACUUCAAACGCCUCCGCCACGCCCCGCCGCCCCCGCCGUCCGACACGCCGUUAGAUUCCUCCGCCUCGUCGUCGCUAACGGACUUCUGAGUUUCCGCCCGCGGAGAACGCGCGCGGCCGUUCAAAACAAAAAAAAAACAAAAAACAAAACAAAACAAAACAAAAAGAAUGCUUGUUUUAAAACUUUUCUAAGUUUGGAGGAAGCCCAAUUUUGGGCUAGCUGUAGAUAUUUACUGCUUGAGAAAAAAAAAAAGAAAAAGAAAAAGAAAAAGAAAAAGAAAGAUCCCGAGACGUUCGUUGCGGGGGUCGUUGGAGGGGCGACGUUGUAAUUAAGGGGUAAUUUAGGGGUGUUUAAGAAAAUUUUGUAGAGGCGCCGUGCGCGCACGUGCAGCGUGCCUUCCGCGGCGCAGCAUGCUGUAGUUGUACUUUGGUUGUGAUAUUCCGUUGCCACAGUUCCAAGGAAUGAAUCACAUCAGAUCCCCAAGGUUUCGACGCAAAUA